AUGGUUAAAGCCAAUAUCAUCAACAGUUUCUUUGAACCAACGGCAUCCCUGGUAAUGUCGUAUCCCCCGCCUGCUGUCGAUAGCGAAGGUAAACGUUCAAGCAAACGAAAGAAGAAGAGAAGGAAUGUUUUGGCGAAACUGAACAAAUCAACGCACGAACCUUCAUGUACUGAUAAUUCAACUGUAACUGAUGCUAUAGGAUCACCACAAUCACAACAUAAUAAUGCUUCUGCUUCUGCUAUUGCUACCACUGCUGCUCCUGAAACUGUUCCUGAAACUGUUCCUGUCACCAAUGCGGACAAUGGCAUACCUCGAUUCUCAGCUUCAAUGAGUCCAAGAAGACAAACACUUUUACGACAUAAAAAGAAUGAAGACGCAGCUACUAGUAAUUAUAUUUCAGAUUUGAAAGGUGGACUUAAAAGCAAACCAACAGAUUUAUCUGUUCACAAACAGUUGGAUAUGAAUAAGAAAGUCACUCUAUUCAAAUAUACGUCAUCCAAAAUCCUUGUGUUUGAUCAUAAUCUAAAUAGUACGAAACCUUAUAAUGAUUUAGGACGUUUGUUAGGUCACGGAGAGUUUGAAAUCUUUCAAUUACAUAAUGGUGGUGUUACUUAUUUACUGUGUGGGGCAUCAUUUGUAUAUCCUUUAUUACCCAGAUUAAAGAUAUUAAGAGUUAGUUUCAAUCAAUUCUUGUUGCCGUUGGUUAACCCGGAACGGUACUGGAAAAUCCUUAUAAAUACACAAGAGCAAAAUGUCAUAGAGUUGUUGGAAAAGACCUUGGACAAAAUCAUUCGUUACAGAAACUUAUAUUUCGACCAUGGGGUGGGGAAGCAUUUGGAUGUGAUCUCAGAGUUAUCUCCCUCUAAAGAUGAUGAUGAUAAUCAUGAGUCAGGUUAUUACAAUCUUGAUAUGAUACCAAUUGAACUUCAUAACAAUACCUCCUUCACAAAUGACGAGAAUAAUAGUCUAACCAAUUCAAAUAUAAUUUGGAAGACCAUCCCGGACUCUCCUCCUUCACCUCCUAUUUCUCCAAGCCAAUUAAUGAUAUCACGAGAUAAUCCAGCUAUCAAUUAUGACUGGAAUCUAGAUAAGAGGAAGCCACCUUCGAGUUCGGCUAAAACUUCAAGUUCAAUUCCAGGUUUCAAUUUAGGAGGUAGUUUGAGACUCAAUGUCACUAAUGAAAGCCUGGAUUUAAUCAAUACUAAUAAUAUUAGUAUUAAUAACCAAUUGGUUGCUCCGAAACCAAAGAGAUUCUUGCCUCAACAAAACCACCAACCAAUGUAUAAUGACCACAACCAUUCAUACCAACCACAUUAUCAAAAAUCUCACUUGAAACAUGUUGAUGAAAGAUCAGAUGAGUCAAUGGAUUCACUACUUGAUGAAUAUGAAUCAAACAUGACUUUCACCAAAAGUAUUACUGGUUCUCGACCUGCUUCACGUGCAGGUUCCAUUGCACUGGCUUCAGUGGUACGUAAUGUGACUCAGUUCCCUUAUAAGCUGAAUUACAAGAUUGCAGAUCAAAGAAAAGGGCCGCCUACUGCAGAUAAUGAAAUUGAUCUUGAUGAUGAUUUCCCUACAGCUUCAUUAAGUGAUUAUAGUAAACGGAUUAAAGGAGGUAAUGGUGCACCAUUGUCAGCUCGCUCAAGGCGGUCUUCAAGGAGUGAUCUUUAUUCUCAAGCAAAUAUUUGGAUGGACCCGAACAAGAAUAAUAAUAAUGAUAAUAAUAAUAAUCGAAUACGUUCAAGCAAUGCUGAUUAUUCUAACUUAUACCGAGCGAUAGGAAACCGAGGAUGUCCUUUGCCAGAUUCUCAUAUCGAUAUACAAGGAUUAACAUCCAGUCCUGGUAUUCUCAAUAGAUCUACAAGUAUGCAUAGUGUUCGAGUUAACGCAGCAGCAGACGUCUACCGGAUGGUACAUCCACGCAAAAGCACCAACAUGGAACCUUCUUCUGUGAACACCAAAAAUAAUAAUGCAGACAAGUCCAUUACAGAUGAAGCUCGGAAUACCAAAGGGCUAUCGAGAUUCUUUGGUUGGUAA
Messenger RNA from Lizanozyma spartinae, 2037 nucleotides. RefSeq lists its product as uncharacterized. Gene Ontology annotation, cellular component: extrinsic component of intraperoxisomal membrane. Gene Ontology annotation, biological process: peroxisome inheritance. The transcript has a single exon. NCBI's taxonomy places the organism in Eukaryota, Fungi, Ascomycota, Pichiomycetes, Serinales, Debaryomycetaceae. The record is from RefSeq and is a predicted model, not a curated record. The coding region runs from base 1 to 2037 and encodes 678 amino acids.